This is a messenger RNA of Dromaius novaehollandiae (emu), 4613 nucleotides long. RefSeq lists its product as uncharacterized. NCBI's taxonomy places the organism in Eukaryota, Metazoa, Chordata, Aves, Casuariiformes, Dromaiidae. The record is from RefSeq and is a predicted model, not a curated record. Bases 1515 to 3470 code for a protein of 651 amino acids. The transcript is spliced from 6 exons.
GGCAGAAUGGGAUGAUAGGCCAUCAUGAAUGGCUCUACUGCUCACAUCAGGAUGAAGCUGUGGGACGGUGCCUGCAUCAGGAUCCCCAGCUCCACAAGGAGCCUUUGGCCUGGCCAGCCAAGCAGCCAGGGCUGUGUGUGCUUUCCCCAGCUCAAUCCAUUUUCCCUCUCUACUCCAGGCAACAUCUCUCAGUAGCACUGCCUGGGCUGUAGCUCCCAGCUCCCAGCUCACGAGUUCCCUCUUUGGGGAGCAAUUACAUCACGGCCACUGCUCUGGCUUAGCUCUUGGAGCACCAUCUCUGGUAAAGUAGUAGCAACCUCAUGGUGUUACAGUAUCACAGUAGCCUCCUUGCUGGACUCCAGCGCCAGGCCCCAGUUUGUACACACCCCCUCAGAAGGUGGCGGGUAGCCCAGGCAUUGGGAUUUUGCCCUUCCCUGUGAAAGGCCAGAGGUUUUACAUAGCCCUGGACGGUGGUAGCCUUGGGCUGGCUGUAGUGCUUCCUCUAGCCAUGCAGGCAGUUGCCUCGUGCUUGGAUGACUGUUGACUGACUCCCUUGGUUAGGCUCAGCUCUGGGAGGGCCCCCUCUGGUACAAGGUGACAACCCCAUGUCAUCACUGCAUCACAAAUGUUGCCUUAGCUUAGCUGUGGCAGCAUCAUCGCUGCUGAAGAGAAGAAAACCCUGUGUCAUCACCGCAUCACAAACGUGAGCCAGCGUAUAUGUCGGGAGGAUGGGUGUCACUUUGCCUCUGAGCUGACAGGUGAAGAGAGCUGAAAGAGCAGGUAAGCACACUGAGCUGAGUCCGGCAGCUCCUCACCAAGGUCUCUGUGGCAGGGUGGGCUCUCGCUGUGCUUGUGGGCAGGCCCAGAAACUCAGGGUCCAGCAACCCUUGCAAACUCAUUUGUGUGGAUGCGGCCUGGUGUCAAUAGGAUCAAAGAGAGUGAUUUGAGCUUCCCCUCACUUUAGACAUAAGGCUGAAAUACAAAGGAUUCUUGAAAGGGUAUUGGAAACCCAGCAGUGUUUGGGGUAGAUUUUGAGCCUGGCUUGCAGAUAAGAGAGCAUCCCAGUGCAGUGCCCAAAGCCCAGUGGGGAAUAAAAAGGGUCUUUGGCUUGGGAAGCAACAAAGACAGAGAGCCUGGGAGCAGACGCUGAAAUUGUUCUUUUAGGAUUGUUCUUCUCGGCGUGUUUUCAGAAGAUUGUUGCUGUCGAUCCUAGACCCAGGGACCACAGGAAGGGUGAGCACUGCCCCUGAACAAAGGGGUAGAUCCUUGGAUGUUUGUAAAGAGUAAUUGUCCUGUUCAUGAAGAUUUCUUCUCCUGACCAGAGAAUCUGGACUUGGGCUGUUGGUCUCCUUGUAACUAAUGGGAAUAAUAAUCCCAGGUGUUUGCUGAGGAUCUGAGGAGGCUGUGAAUGCAGUAACGGAACUGACAAUAUCUCCUUGGCUCCGCAGAGAAGGAGGUUGCCCUUUGCCUGUGUGCAGACCUGGCGCGUGAGAGGGAGGUCUGAUCCCUGAGAAAUGAACUUUUCCCCCAUCGCCAUGGACGGUGUCAUCUCUCCAGCUUUCCUGUGGUUCCUGAUGCUGGUGCUCACCUUCUACCUCCUGCUGACCUUCAACAAGCACAAGGAAGGCAGCUGCAAGAAGAGAAGGUGGAGGGGCAGCGAUGAGGAGCCCAGAGCAGCCUUUUCCCUCUGGGAGGAAGAUCCAGAGGAGUCUUCAGGGUCCUCUGGGUCCCAAUACACUGGAGUCCUGGAGAUGCUCAUCACGGAUUGCUGGGAGAUGGACCUGAACUUUGAUAACAUAAUCAGAUCUGUGAAGGAGGCCUCAAAGAGGCUCACCUGGGAGGCCAUCAACAGCAGCUCCAUCACUUGUGACUCAGCAAGUGAAGCCAGCUUCUCUUCAGGGACGUCUUUCUCCCCUGCUAGCGAUUAUUCCCUCACUUCAACUUUGGGGAGCCAAGCCAGCUCUUUUUCAGGGGAGUCUUUCUCCUCUUUCACUGAUGGAGAAGGUCUGGCUCAAGGCUCUAGCGUGCAGCCUGUCCUCGCGGAUCCCCGGCCUAGCCAGGAGAAGCAGCAGGACCUGGCGACUCGCCCACCUGGCAGGGAAGUGGGGGCCAGCUGCCACAUGGCUGGCAGUGGCCUGCAGCAGCAGCACCUUGAGGUCCACCUGGAUGUGCCCCCCCAAUGCCCAGGAGUGUUGGGCUUCCACGUCGGGGAAACGGAGACAACUUUCUUGUACCCUGAUGCCCAAGAAGACUUGGAGGAGCGUGUCCAGAAGAAGAAACUUGAGAUGCAACUGGGGCUGCCGGCUGCUGUCUGCAAAUCCCUGCACGCCGACCUGUCCUGGCCUCCUAGCCCACCACCACUGCCUGCAAAGCCAGACACGGAGCAGGUUUCCAGCAUGCAGAGGCAAACCUUCCCAGGCAAAGCCGAGUUCAGUGCUGUGGAGUUGGAUUUCAGCUGGAAUGGCAAGGAGAGCUUGGAGUGUCUCAUCCAGGAAAAUGAAUGGCAGCAGGAAGCAGGCCUGUCAGCCAGUCUGGGUGAACCUCAGCAGGAGUUGCCAAGCUCAGCUCCUCGAACACCUCAGUGGCAUGCUGAGCCUGAUGAGGUGGUGGUUCCCAGCGUGCAGGAGCUGCCCUUCCUCGACAACACUGUCAAAAAGCAGCUAGAGCUGCACAUCAUAAAAAUGCAGAUGAAACAGCGCUUUGGGCCACCAGCAAGGAUCCCGGCCUGCAAGAAGGUUGCGGCCCCUGUCGCAGGGCAAAAAGCCUCCCAGCCUCCCCCUCCACACAGAGGUGCUGGGCUGCCAUAUCGCUCCCCCUUGCAGCACUGGACCAGGCAUGCUCAGACCAGGUGCUCUGCAGAAGAGCCCCCAGGCCCCAAGCAGGAGAAGAGCAGGUGUCCCACAUCUCCCAUGAGCAGAGAGCAGAGACUCAGCUCUCAGAGCAGGAGGCAGCCAGAGGAAGAGAGCCCUGAAGAAGAAGAGGCUACAGACCUUGUCAUGGCAUGCCCGGGACAGCAGCAGGGUCAAGCCUGCUCUGCUCCAAGUGCUUUCCUGAGAGCAGCACAGGAGAUGUCUUGGAAGGACAAGGAGGUAUCAGCCUGCAAAAGAGAGCGUGGGGGAACAGCCAGCAGCAGCAAGGACACUGAGGAGUCCCUGCUGGCCACCAGCAGGAAGGAUCAGGGUCCUGGGACACAAGGGGAUGUGCGCAGCCCUUGCCCUCCCAGCCAGGCAGAGCAGGCAUUGCUGCAGAGCGAGGAAGCUCACCAGGGGCAACUGUGGCAGUCCCAUGAGAGCUGGAGCAGCUCCAGUGAGGACAUGAGGACACCAGAGCUGCCAUCAAAGAAGAGUGUCCCCCAGGAAAAACACAGCCAGUCCUGCGAGAGCUGGAGCAUCUCCAGGGAGGACAAGGAGACACCAGAGCUGCCAGCAGCCAGGAGAGCUCCUCCAAGAAAACGUUCCCAGAAGAGAUAACACAGUGAGGAGGGCCCCUCAGCUCUGCCACCGGCUCCAGCCCCUGCAGGGACCAGUGUUCCAGUCUCCCAGCUGGAAGGGCUCCUCACAGCCCUCAUCGAUUCCCACAAGGCCAGCCAAGCUGCUCACAAAGCGCAGAACCAGCUGCUGGAGGAAAUGUUGGUGUGGCUCCCAGACAAGGCUGGGGCCCCAAGGAAGGACACGACAGGAGGGCACCCCGUUGGCUCACAGCGCUGCAGACAUGUGGCUGAAAGCUGCCCUCACUGCAGGGGACGGAGAGCAGUGCAGGAUGCGCCCGUGCCGGCUGCCUUGCCCACCAAUAUCACCAUAAAUAUGAGCAAGGACAGAAAUCGCCAAAGGAGUCCUGUCUUUAAGCUGAAAAUGAGUCUGGAGCAAGUCUGCCAACGGGUAUUAACAGAGGAGCCAGAGCAGGGGAAGGGCAGGGGAAACCCCAAGGACAGAGCCAGCUCCAGGAGACUCUGCCCCAAAUGCGGUAAAGCUCGGCGCCAGAGACUCUCCGGCAAGGAAGGCUUGCAGACCUCACCUCCAUCUGAUGCUGCAGCCCUGGGCGCAGGAAGAGCAGGACACAGGCACCCACCCCAGGGCAGGGGCAAGAGGCAGCAGGGGCAGGAGGAAAGGGCUGCCGCCACCCAGCAGGCAAAGGGGCUCCAUCUUUCCACAACUUCAUUCUUGCGAGCUGGGCAGGCGGGGUCUCAGCCACACCAGGCCCUCACCAGGCCUCUGCCCUCACAUGUGGCGCCUGGGCACAGGACACUGGAGAGGGAGACACCACCUCUGCUGGGCAGCAUCUGCUGUGGGCUCAUCCUCAUCCUGCCGUGCCUCGAGAGAGUCUGUGCCAAGCUCCAAGAAAAAUCAAGGCCUAAUUUGGCAAGAACAAGGAGAGGGGAGGAGCUGCAAGGGCAAAGGCACAGGCUUUUGGAAGCAGAGCGCCAGCUCCCGCAGGGAUCUCCAGAGGAGAGCAACAGCAUGUGACAGUGACACGCCAGGCUGCAGAUGCUGCGCUCUUGGACUGUGCAGGUGGAGCAGGGCCCAACGGGGCAUGGACCCAGUGAGCAGCAGCUCCCGGCCGGGCCCUCCCAGGGAGCAGGAGCUCUCCUAAUAAAGUCACGUCCAUUGAAAUAA